This is a messenger RNA of Jaminaea rosea, 4410 nucleotides long. RefSeq lists its product as hypothetical. Bases 197 to 4150 code for a protein of 1317 amino acids. Gene Ontology annotation, molecular function: mRNA binding. Gene Ontology annotation, biological process: nuclear division. NCBI's taxonomy places the organism in Eukaryota, Fungi, Basidiomycota, Exobasidiomycetes, Microstromatales. The transcript is spliced from 2 exons. Gene Ontology annotation, cellular component: nucleus; cytoplasm. The record is from RefSeq and is a predicted model, not a curated record.
CCUUCUUCUCACCCAGCAUAUCUACACGCAGCCAGCUCCUCCUCAGCGGCUCGUAUUACCGAUUCACAGGAACUCGACCCAUCUCCUCCUCUUUCUCGCGCCGCCUGAACAGCGUCGUCUUGCGGGCCUUGUUGCCUUGGCUCUCCAUCUUCGUCCUCGCCGGUCUUCGUCGCCUCACGGUCCACCGUAAUUGACAAUGGUCUCUGCUGCAGAGCUUCAGCGUAUGCAUGAGCAGGCCAACAGCGCCCCCAACGCUGUCUCGGCUGCUGGCAAUCAGGCUGCCCCUAUGGCCGACCCUUUCCCUUCUCUGACCGAAGAUCCCUUCCCGGCCAUGAGCAACGGUCAGGGGCCUCACAGCUCCGCCGCCGCCGCAGCCAAUGGCACAGCUACUUCGGCCAGGAAGUCUGCUCAAGGUAAUCAGAUAGCUCAGCCUGAUUUCAACUCGCAGUCUGCCUUUCCCUCUCUGGGAGCAUCUGCUCCAGCUCCCAAGGGUCAGUGGGGUCAGAAGCUCAAUACUUCCAAGCCUGCCUCUGCCGCUUGGUCUGGCUCGACGCCCGUCAUCCAGCGUCCCGUCUUCCAGGAAUCGCUGUCUAUUCCCUUCAAGGAGGACACCAACGCCAAGGUCAGCGCUGCCAUGACUGCUCUCCAAAAGAAGUACAAGAACAGCAUCAAAGUCGAAGCCAGUACCACUCGCUCUACCAGCACUACAAACUUCGUCAUCAAGGGCACUGACCAGGCUGCCGUUAAAGCCGCCCGCAAGGAGCUCACCGUCUCGCUCGCUCGCCGCGUCACCCUCGAAGUCAUGGUCCCUCAGUCCCUCCGCGCCUUUGUCAUUGGUGCAAAGGGAAAGAACUUCAAGAACAUCACCGAGCAGACUGGCUGCCGCGUCAACAUGCCUCGUCAAGAGGGAGAAGCCGCAGUCGAGCUCGCAGGUCCCCGCGAUGAAGUCGACUUUGACAAUGACGAGCAGAUUGCCGUCUCCAUCGAGGGUGAUGAGGUCAAUGCUCAACAGGCUGCCCAAAUGAUCCAGGCAAUCGUCGCUGAGCGCACUUCGCGCACCACGCAGAGGAUCACCACUGUCGAGCACAUCUUCUAUCCCUUCAUCGCCGGCGCAAAGGGCGCCAAUGUCGCCCGCAUCGAGGCUGAGGUCGGGUCUGGAGACGUCAGCGUUCGUGUCCCUCCUCGCGCAGCCUUCUUGCACCCCAAGGAUGCUGAGGACGAGGAGGCUCACCCUCGCCGCGAGCGAGAUCUUUCCAUCAUCGUCUCCGGCGACCGAGCUCAGGUCCAGGCCGUUGUGCAGGCCAUCGAGGCUCAGGUGGAGGACAUGAAGCGCGAGUUCCGCUGCCUCAGCAUCUCGGUCCCCAAACGUCAACAUCGCUUCCUCGUCGGCGAUGCUGCCAAUGACAUCCUCGCAUCGUCUGGCUGUAGCGUUGAGCUGGCCCCUCAAGACGAUCCAUCAGACCAGGUCACCAUCCGCGGCCCGCAAGCUAGGCUCCCCAUGGCCCUCACCGCCGUCAUGGAGAAGGCCAAUGCCGUCAAGGUCGACGUCGUCGAUAUUGUCGCUGCUCAUCGAUCGGCGUCCGACGCCCUGCAGCACGCUAAGAAUCUCCUGCGAUGGCUUCAAGUCAGCGGUAAGCUGCCCAAGAAGCAAGGCGUGCAGGUCUUCACUCCUCGUCCCGCACUCGUCGAGAGCUCGGGCAAUGUCCAGAUUGAGAUCGUAGGCGCAGAGCAGGCCGACGUCGCCGAGGUCCGCUCAUCUCUCGACCGGCUUGUUAAGGGAACGCCGCCUCACUACGUUGACACCCUUGACGUUGAUCCCCUGCUGCACGCUCUCCUCAUCGGCAAGAAAGGCGCCAACCUGAAAGAGUACGAGCGCAAAGGUGUCGAUGCUCUCUUCCCGCCACCGUCAACGGCUGACGGCGAGGGUCGCUCGGACAUCAUUCUCAUCUACUCGCCCACCAUGGAGACGUCCGACAAGAAGGCUCGCGAUGCCGAAGCUAAGCGCGUCCUCGCGGAAGUCAAGGCAGACCUUCUCAAAGCCUCGCAACAGGCUGCUGACCUCAAGACGGAGACGCUCAACGUCCCUUCAAAGUACCACCGUACUAUCCUUGGCCCGGGUGGCAGCACUCUCAACGCGGUCCUCGGCGAGGAGCGCAUCGUCGCCGUGCGAGUGGGCAACAGCAAGGGACAAACCGGCGCAGACGACACCAUUACGAUUCGCGGUCCCUCAACAGAAGUCGAUCGCGUAGCUGCGGCUCUGCGAAAGAUUGCCAAAGACGCCGAAGAGGACGCAAUCGUCAAUGGUCAUGAGGCCACCUUCUCCGUAGACCCCGCCCACGUCAAGCACCUGGUUGGCAAGUCGGGCGCUGCGAUCACCAAGCUGCGCGAGGAGCUCGGCGUGCGAGUGGACUUCGACGACGCUGCAGCCACGAAUGGGGCAGCCGCCAACAAGAAGUCUGCCGCCAAGGUGCAAUGCAAGAUCGUCGGUCGCAAGGAAAAUGUCGAGGAGGCGCACAAGCGACUCCUUGCCCAAGCCGAGAAGCUGGCAGACGAGCGCGAGGAGACGCUCAAGGUGCCGCAAAACCUGCACUCUGCCAUCAUUGGCAAGGGUGGCGUAUGGGUCACGAGGCUGCAGGACAAUCACGGCGUACGCAUCGAAUUUCCGCGACAGGGUGGCGCUGCGAAGGAAGAGAGCGUAGCCUCUUCGCGCGCUCAGAAGGCCGACGAGGUCAUUAUUCGUGGUGGCAAGAAGGGCGUCGCAGCAGCGAAGGCUGAGAUUCUUGAAUUGCUGGAGUACGAGAAGGAGAACAACAACGUCGCUGAGUUGUCUGUCAGCACGGCGUCCCUGCCCCGCAUCUUGGGCAAGAGUGGAGCGACAGUCAAUCAGAUCCGAGAUGACACGGGCGCCCAGAUCGAUGUUGAUCAGAACGGCAGUGGAGAGAAGGAGAAGACGACGACCAUCCGCCUUCGUGGUACCAACAAGGCCAUCGCAGCUGCCAAGGCUGCCAUUACAGCUAUUGACGCCGAGGUCAAGGGUGAGGAGACCUUUGCGAUCCACAUCCCCUCGAAGUACCACGGCCAACUCAUCGGCCCCGGCGGACAGGGAAUUCGUGACCUCAUCGCUCGUGCUACCGGCUCUCAGGACACCGCUUCUGGACGCUCGGCUACACAGCUUGUCCAAUUCCCCAGGCGAGGAGAGCAGAAUGCAGACGUGGUCACCGUUCGCGGCCCCUCGGGUAUCGCACGCAAGAUCAAGGCCGAGCUCGAGUCCUCCGCCAAAGUCUUCACCGAGCGAGUCUGCCACGGCUUCGUCGCCCCACCAGAGCAGCAGCGCCUGCUCAUUGGACGUGGUGGCUCUCGACGGGCAGAGCUCGAGUCCCAAUUUGGUGUUCGACUGGUCUUCCCCGGUCGAGCAGAGCAUGGCCAGGAAGAGGUCGAGAACAGUGCCGAGAUUGGCGAAGCACCGCAAGAGCAUAUUGUCAAGGUACUGGGCAAGGUCGAGGACGUUGAAGCUCUCAAGAAGGAGCUGGCGAGCAACGCGGCCGCUACGCGCAUCGUCAAGAUCCCGAGGUCGAUGCACAAGCAGUUGGCCACGGCAGAUCUGUUCCGCAAGCUGAGGAGCUCCUACGGCGUGAAUGUGGACGCGCCGCGCGUGAGGGACAGCGGGAAGUCACAGGGAGGCAAGGUUGUCAUGUCCACAGGUGGCAACGCGGCUGCGGAGGCACGCAUUGACGACGAGGAGACUCAGGCUACGUCGGCUGACGACCUGCCCUUCGAGCUGCUCGAGCUUGGCGGCGAGUCCGAAAGUACCGACGAAGCCUCCGUGGACUGGACGCUUACCUUCAAAGGCAACUCGUCUGAAGCCUCUGACUCCCUGCAGGCAGCGCACGACCAUCUCCUUUCAGCCAUCUCGGGCAGCUCGACCAUCUCGCACGAAGGUCGUCUCAUCGUGCCCGCAGGCUCUAUCCCUCGAAUCAUCGGCAAAGGGGGGAGUGGGCUGCGAGCCAUCCAGGAUGAGCACGCGUGCAGCGUUGAAAUCCCGAGAGAGGGGAAGCCGAGGGGGCUGUGCAUCAUCAAGGGGAGCAAAGAGGCUGUGAUGGAGGCGAAGGACAGAAUCGCCGAGAUUGCCACGCAGCCUGGUCGCUACUAAAGAAAGCGCGACCAGUCCGUGCACGCAGUCGGCGGUCGGUCGAAGGGCAUUGCUCGGUGUUGAUGCUCACCGCUCUCUACUGUCAUCAUCGUCUCUCAGAAAGGGCUGCAGUCUGCCUAUUGCGCUAUGCCCCCUUAAGUUGUGCAAUAAAGAAUCAGUAGGUCUCGUACAUGCGCAUCCUUUGCCAUUCCACCUCCGUGCGUUCCACUCAUUGGCCAUGCGGGAUAUCAAGGACACGAAACGUCGAUAAGUCAGGCCAU